Prosopis cineraria is the source of this 700-nucleotide messenger RNA. Its product is annotated as acetyltransferase At1g77540. Lineage: Eukaryota; Viridiplantae; Streptophyta; Magnoliopsida; Fabales; Fabaceae. The coding region runs from base 117 to 512 and encodes 131 amino acids. The record is from RefSeq and is a predicted model, not a curated record. The transcript is spliced from 2 exons.
UGCGGUUGCUCAAUCUCCUCCCUCAAACACUAUAAUUUCCCUCAUUUCUACUUGUUUUACCCAGUGUCUGCUUUGUCUUGCCUUGCUCUUAAUCAAUUCUGGUUUUGACUUUUGAUAUGUCCGCUAUCAAUUGCCUAAUGUUAUCUCACAACGCAGACACAGGGCAAAUGGCGGCGGCAACCAAAUCGGAAGGCGAGGGUGGUGCCGGGGCUGUUCCCAAGAUAGUAUGGAACGAAAGGCAGCACAAGUUCGAGACGGAGGAUAAGGAGGCGUAUAUACAGUACGUGCUGAGAAACGAUGAUAAGGUGAUGGAUUUGAUCCACACUUUUGUACCGUCUUCCAAGAGGGGUUUGGGCUUGGCCUCUCACCUCUGCGUUUCGGCCUUUCAACACGCCCAGUCCCAUUCCUUAUUGGUCAUUCCCACCUGUUCUUAUGUCUCUGACACGUUUGUUCCCAGGAACCCAUCUUGGAAGUCUGUCUUGUACACGGAAGGGGGGAAAUCCAAUAUCUGAACUUGAGAACCAUCUGGCUUUGAAAUAAAUGUCUAGGCUUUUUAUGAAAGCCCUGAACGUCAGUUCUGAAGUGAUUAUGUUACGGAUCAAACUGUAGAAAGUAUCGUGUUUGGACAUCAUGUAGAUGUUGGGGCGUUGAAAUUAACAACCCGGGGUCUAUUAUGUGGUAAAAUUUGUGUUGUUGAGCA